CAAAAAUUCAAAAAAGGUUUGCUCACGUGGCUCAUUCCAAUUGGGUGUCCUUUGUGUUUGGCGAUGUCUCUACUCCAGCGGAUAGACCGAACAGGAUCACGUGUCACGGGCGUCCACUACUAUGUGUCCUUUCACUGGUGGUGACAAGGCCACAGGCGGCAGGAGUGGGAGUAUCGGCCUUCGGUCCGCGACGAAAUCCGCAGCCGGCCGAUCGACCGGGAGAGAUCACCAAGCGUCCGACGGAUGGGAGGCCUGGAAGGACGCAAAGGAGCGAAGAAGAGCUCCGCUUUGCCCCAGAGCUUAUGGUUUGCUUCGAAUCCGAGCAAGAGAUGGGGGGAGGGGUUCUUUCUACUAUACACCCCCUUCUGGCUCACCCUCACCAUUGGAAUCGUGGUUCCCUAUAAGAUCUACGAGAGAUUCACUGAAUUGGAGUAUUUGCUUCUUGGGUUGGUUUCUGUCGUUCCAGCUUUCUUGAUACCUCUUUUUGUUGUUGGAGAGGCAGACAGAGGCAAAUGUUGGACAGAUUGCUACUGGGUAAAGGCAAAUCUCUGGAUAAUGAUUUUUAGUUAUGUUGGGAACUACUUUUGGACUCAUUAUUUCUUCACAGUGCUUGGAGCAUCAUAUACAUUUCCAUCAUGGAGAAUGAACAAUGUGCCCCAUACAACGUUCCUUCUCACUCAUGCUUGCUUCCUAUUUUACCACAUGACUUCCAAUAUAACACUUCGUAGACUGCGCCACUCCAUUGCAGACUUACCACAGUCAAUUCGGUUGGUCACGGAAGCUGCAUGGAUUUUGGCCCUUUCUUAUUUCAUAGCAUACUUGGAGACUUUAGCUAUUUCAAAUUUUCCUUACUAUGAGUUUGUCGAUCGAGCAUCAAUGUACAAAGUAGGAUCCUUGUUUUAUGCAAUUUAUUUCAUUGUGAGCUUCCCCAUGUUUUCAAGGAUCGAUGAGAAAAAUGGUGAUCCAUGGGACCUUCCAAGAGUGGCUGUCGAUGCAUUGGGUGCUGCAAUGCUUGUCACUAUAAUACUUGAUUUAUGGCGCAUAUUUUUGGGGCCUAUAGUUCCUAUCUCAGAAUCAGGACAGUGCAACCAACCAGGCCUUGUUUGGUUCCACAUGCCUGGGAACUUUAUGCAAAAUGAGAGCGCAUGAUAUGUGGGGUUGAUGUCUUGCUGCACAAGCAAUGUUGUGUUGUAGUUGCUUCUCUAACAAACCUUGUACUAGAUAUGAAGAUUUUGACCACUUUUUUCUGAUGAUUCUCUCAGAGGCUCAUGAUGUAGUGUAGCUUAGAAAUCAGUAUUUAAUAAAGAGCUGUAGCAUGCAAUUCUCGCUGUAUGGUUUCAAUUUUAAGGAACUGCAAAUGCUAAACUAUCUAACUUUCAACUUAAUGCACUUUCGUAG
Molecule: messenger RNA, 1398 nt
Organism: Elaeis guineensis (African oil palm)
Lineage: Eukaryota; Viridiplantae; Streptophyta; Magnoliopsida; Arecales; Arecaceae
Product: cycloeucalenol cycloisomerase
Molecular function (GO): cycloeucalenol cycloisomerase activity
Source: RefSeq, a predicted model, not a curated record